This is a messenger RNA of Trichoplusia ni (cabbage looper), 1463 nucleotides long. RefSeq lists its product as uncharacterized. The coding region runs from base 122 to 1429 and encodes 435 amino acids. The transcript is spliced from 2 exons. Lineage: Eukaryota; Metazoa; Arthropoda; Insecta; Lepidoptera; Noctuidae. The record is from RefSeq and is a predicted model, not a curated record.
AUGUCGACUGGGAGUGUAGCAAAGAGGAUUGCGGCUUUGGAUUUGCUUAAUCUUAAUUUCAAAAGAAAAUUUGCACAGUAGGUGGUAUUUCCAAAGCGCGUAAAGAAAAAAGUUAAAAAGCAUGUUUCAUUAUUGCCCAAACGUACAAAACAUGUCCUAUCUAAGGUUCAUAAUUUUAUUAAUAAAAUUUCAAAACUCUUUCUUAACAAUUGAUAGUGUAAUAUAUAAAUGUAAGGAGGGUAGGACUGCAGGUACACUGUCCGCCAUGGCUCUCUCGUACAUUAUCGUCGCCUUGGUCAUCCAGGGUGCGUUCACGAACGCAAAUGAAACCAGUACUGAAGAAUUUGCACACAGCGGCGAUGCAGGGAGCUAUAACAAUGAUACGGAAGCCAAAGAUGAUACUGUAAAGGAGUUCAACGCCGUCCCGAAUGACUGGAUAGACUUUUUCCUCAUUCCUGACUCCCAAAUACUCCCCACAUCUUCCGUAGCCAUGAUGUCUCACAUUAACGACUCGGACAAAACUGACGAAGAAAAAAUUGAAGAAAUGAAGGCAAUUGCUCAACAGAUCACUUACGCUUUACAAAAGGAGAUGACUAACCUCCUCUCUUAUGCGAUGAGUUCAUACGAUCAGGAAGUAGCACCUGAAACCAACCGCGGCAAGCGGUCAGCAGACACACCGAUGGCCAGCACGAAAAUGAUCAACAGACUGCUGAACCACAUCAAAGCCAGCACCGAAUACCAAAGCAUUUGCAUCGAAAAGAUGAUGACAGCUCAAGAAAUCGCCGAUAAAUACGGAGUAGACUACAGGCCCGACACUGAAAUCUUAUCUGAAUUAGCAAUCAAAGCAAACGAACAAGCUAACGACAUGAAUGAGAUGUUGAAAGACGCCAUCGAAAUGAAGAACGUCACCCGAAAGGAGGAGCAAUGUCACGAUCAAGACAACGACAGUUACUACGUGUAUACUGUCCAAUACCCGGAAAUGUCGCACAAGGACCAGGUGUUGCCUACACAGCCAGCAAUGAACCACCAUCACCACGUCGACUCGUACCCUAGCCACAGCCACUACUACCCUUACGAGACUCAGAUCCCUUCACCCGUGCCGAACUACUACAGUCCUCCAGUCAGCAAGCGCCCUAACUUCUACGAGACCGUGUCUUACGGCCCUCAAGACUUUUCUCCCUACUGUACCGUCGAACCCGUUUCUUUUAUCUACCCGUUGGAGGAUUAUGUUGAACCAGAGCCGGAGUUAGUAGGGGAGGAAAUGGAGGAGACUGUGUCUUCGAAGGUGUCCGUCAUUCGCGGAGAUGAGCCCGGCUCUGCGACUGUCAACCACGUUAUGACGUACACGGUUGGUGAAGCGUCCCACUUCAGAACGCCACAGAUUGAGAGGCUACCGCAACAUAUGCAGUACUCCUUCUUUUUGAUGUAGAUAAAUUAUUGUAUUUUUUUGUAUAUACAGUCUU